AGAGUAGGAGCGGAUCAACUGUGCUGGAUUAACACAAGCCCCUGCCUACCCUGCACCAACCCUCCCCCUGAAAAUUUGCCCUUCCUCCCUGUUUUUUGCUUUCUUUCUGUCCUGUCGUCCGUUCACGGUUGUCGCUUUUCAUUUCCACAAUGGAGUAGUCAGGCUGCCGUUACCUUCAGCCACUGUGUGCGAGAGCGAUUGGUGUCUUCUUUCCAUUCUACAACACCAACAGCAGUACUCCCCAGAUUAAUUAUUCAGCGUUCGUCUAACAAGAAGAGCUACCUGAUAACCAGACCAAACCACCCCCAAAGAAAGAAGAGGGAGAAAUUACAGAUUUUUUUUUUCCUAGAGUGGCGUAGCUUUGUUGCUGAUGUUGAUCUCCAGUAAGCAGUUGCCGAUUGGCCGCUCCCAGAGCUGGGACACACUUGGUGGGAAUGAGGGUCAGUGGGACCGCAGCGAGAGCAUUUAUGAGCAGCAGGCCAGGAUGGCUGGUCGACGGAAUUCCUUGUCCUAUGGAGGUGAUGCAGGAGGAGUUUGGUAUGAAGCAGCCCCUGGGGUGCGUCCACCUGACCUGGAUAUGAAACGGGAGCCGUACUCUUACCAGGAAUCACUUUAUAAUCAAACCUACUUGGAUCGGCCAGAUCCUCGCAACAUAAGAAAGAGUUCUGUACCUGAGCUGAACAGUCACUAUGAACGACCACCUGUGGCCCACCGUGGUUCUUUGCCCCCACCGGAUUUUUACCAGCAAGAUCCUGGCAUAGUUCCUAGGCCACCAGAUGCAUUUUAUCGUGGAGAACAACCUCAUCUGCUCAAUAGAUCAGCUUCUCAUUAUGGACUGAUGGGAGGAACUCGGCCACCGUGGGAACAGAACCAAGGUGGGAGGUCUGGUCCUCCUGUCCCUACUCCUGUCCAACCUCCUCCACCCUCUACUACUCACGAAAUUGCCCGCAUGUACAGGGAACCAUCUCUCCCUGGACCUCCACCUGCUACCCCUGUAUCAAAGAUGAUGGCAGAUGGGCAGCGCAUUCCAAGUCGGGCACCUUCUCCUGCGCGCUAUGGCAUGGAGCCAACAUCUCCCCGCUAUGCUGUUGAGCCACCAGCUUCUCUUCCAGGGCACUCGGUGUAUACUGAUAUUAAUGGGAGACCCCUGGAUCAGUCUGCAGCCACCUGCCUAGUGGUCGAUCCAGCUGCUCAGGGGAUGGACGGGACUGCCAGAGGUAUGGUCAUUCGUCAGGAAAGCCCUUCACCAUACACUAUACAACAGCAAGCACCACAACAAACUCAACAGCAGUUGCAGCAGCAAAUGCAGCAGGUUCAGCCACUCAACCAAUUGCAACAGGCUCAGGCAGUACAGCAGGUGCAGCCAGUUCAACAAGUACAGCAAAUGCAGCCAGUUCAGCAAAUGCAACAAAUGCAGCCAGUUCAGCCAAUGCAACAAAUGCAGCCAGUUCAGCAAGUGCAACAAAUGCCACCUGGUCAACAAAUGCAGCAAAUGCCUCCUGUGCAACAAGUGCAGCAAGCACUGCCUGCACCAGUUCAACAAGUGCAACCUGUGGCAAUUCAAAAUCCUGUCUACAAUCCUAACCCUGUCCAACCAGCUCCCGUCCCAGCGUCUACCCCAGGCAUGGCUGCUGUCCCUACGCAGUUACCUCCUCAGUUCCCUUCUCAACCUGCUAUUCCUGCUCCUCCUUCUUCAGUCCCUCAAACCCCAUCAGUUCCUCUGGACCCUAAGAGGACAGCAGACCCAGAAUUUUUGGCUUUUCUACGCAACGAAGGUCUAUCUGAGAGCACAAUCACCUCUCUGCUCCAACAAGGCUUCGAUUCCACUGCAAUGUUGGCUGUUAUGGAAGAGAAUGACGUUCGCUCUGUUGCACCCAAUUUAGGACAGGCACGUGUUCUUUCUCGCGUGGCACUCGGCUGCAAACGUCCACCGGACGUACCUCCUGCCACCCCCCAGCACCCUAGCGCUCCAGUCCGUGGCCGGUCUAACAGCUUCAGUCAUCGCAGUGACAUAUACAUGCACCAGCAAGCGCCAAUGACUCCCGGCAUUGACUCUCAGUAUAUGCAGCCUCCCGCCAACCUUGUGCCGAGCAUGUCACCCAGGAUGGGCGAAGUAAUGGGGCGCAGGCCGAGCAGUGCUCCCUCCCAGCAGCUUCUGGAGACAAGCAGCUACCCUGGAAUCAGGACACCAGGGGCAUUUAGCGGUGCCAUGGUCCCUGUGCAACCACGUCCAAUGUCUGCCUACACUCCUCAAGCUGGUUUGCACAUGCCCUCGAUGACUGCAAUGUCCCAGCAAGUAUCUCUUCCAUCACACAUGCCAGGAAUCUCACCACACAUUUCUGGCUUGCCACAGCAUAUGCAAACUUUGCCGACAUCAAUUCACGGCAUGCCACAGCAGAUGCCAGCUCUAGCUGCAGUGCCACAGGCAAUGGCUGUGCCUGCUCUGCCUCCCCAGCAAGCCCCUAAGGCCUACUCCACCAACUACACAGUGCCCAUGGAGCUGAUGAAGAGGGAUCGAAGCUUAGCCACCAUGACACCCAUGGCCAGUCCACACCCAAGCCCACAUUUAAUGCGAAAGGCUGGAUCGGCACCUCAUGAGAGCGCCCUGGUUCCUGUAGGUGCUAUAGCAGGUCAGAGUCCUAGCCUUGCCAAUCAGAAGCUCAGCCGGCGCACUGGACCUCCAGUUAUCGUCUCCACUAUGGCGUCACCUGACACAAGUAUAAGGCCCCAGAUCAUGAACGGGCCGAUGCAUCCCCGACCGCUAGUGGCUUUGCUGGAUGGAAGAGACUGUACUGUGGAGAUGCCAAUCCUCAAAGAUCUGGCAACCGUGGCCUUCUGUGACGCCCAGUCUACACAGGAGAUCCACGAGAAGGUACUUAAUGAAGCAGUAGGAGCAAUGAUGUAUCACACCAUCACACUGACCAGAGAGGAUCUGGAGAAGUUCAAAGCUCUACGCAUUAUCAUCCGCAUCGGAAGCGGCUACGACAACAUCGACAUAAAGGCCGCCGGAGAAAUGGGCAUCGCUGUGUGCAAUAUCCCAUCAGCAGCUGUGGAAGAGACGGCAGACUCCACCCUGUGCCACGUCCUCAACCUGUACCGCAGGAACACAUGGCUGUACCAGGCUCUCCGGGAGGGCUCGCGGGUCCAGAGUGUGGAACAGAUCAGAGAGCUGGCAUCAGGGGCAGCACGCAUACGAGGAGAGACACUUGGACUCAUCGGAUUUGGCCGAUCGGGUCAGGCAGUUGCGGUGCGAGCGAAAGCAUUUGGUUUCAACGUGAUCUUCUAUGACCCGUAUCUGCAGGAUGGUUUAGAACGGUCACUGGGGGUCCAGAGGGUGUACACUCUUCAGGACCUGCUGUACCAGAGUGACUGUGUGUCUCUGCACUGCAACCUGAACGAACACAACCACCACCUCAUCAAUGACUUCACCAUCAAACAGAUGCGCCAGGGAGCAUUUCUGGUGAACUGUGCACGAGGUGGACUGGUGGAUGAGAAAGCUCUGGCUCAGGCUCUAAAAGAAGGCAGAAUCCGAGGAGCUGCACUGGAUGUUCACGAAUCCGAACCAUUCAGUUUCACCCAGGGUCCACUGAAAGAUGCUCCUAAUCUGAUCUGCACCCCCCACACAGCGUGGUACAGUGAACAGGCCUCGUUGGAGAUGCGGGAAGCAGCCGCCACCGAGAUAAGAAGAGCCAUUACAGGUCGUAUUCCAGACAGCCUCAGAAACUGUGUCAACAAAGAGUUCUUUGUCCCUUCUGCACCGUGGGGAGUAGUGGAGCAGCAGCAGGUGCACGCAGAGCUCAAUGGUGGUGCAUACAGAGUGGCCCAGCCGCUACCAGCCAUAUCUCCUGGCGGCAUGCAAGACAAAAUGUAUACCUAAACUCAGUCAGGCUUGUUCAGGGUCAGGUGGGCGUGAACCCUGGAGGUGUAGGAGGUCCAGCAGCAGGCACGAAGUCAACUGGGACGUCCAGUGCCCAUCCCAACUCCCUGCUGCCAGUCUCUCAACCCAGCCGUGCCCCCUCCCCCAGCAAGCCCAACAAACACAGCACAGAGAACUCCACACAGAGCCAGAACCACAGUAGCCACAGAGACUUCCAAAAGAAACUGCUGCUGACCAGCAACACUGACCAGCGCAGCGGAGUGUCUGCUCCAAAGCAGGGACCAAAAAGAGAAGGACUGGCUAGCAGCUGAUGCUGACUGCAGUGGGGACGGCUUGGUCAUGGUCAUGCUCCUCGGAGGUGUUUCUCUCCUCCUCUCUGUUGAAGGGAUUUUAGUUUUUUUUUUUUUUUUUUUCCCUGUUCUAUUUUUUGUUCCAGAUGUUUUCUUCCACAAGCGUGUUUGCUCUUCAUGUCUUCUUGGGACUUAUGUUUAAUGAAUACCUGUGCAGAUGGGUGAGGUUUCUUUGUUUUGUUUUGUUUUUGUCUGGGGGUGUGGCUUAGCACAAACUCUGCCCACUUUCAUCUUUGCUGCUCUGGCUGACAGCUCAGAGCACCUGAAGGACCUUGAAGAUCACCUGCCAUAUCUGACUCUAGAUCUAGAUGCAUUCAGUCAGUCACCCUGUGUUCUUGUAUCCCUUUAUUAUCGUCUGUCCCUUUUUCAAACCAAAUUAGUACUUGUUUGAAAUUAUUAAAUAACAUUUAUACGUUGUAUUUAUCAACUGAAAACAGACAGAAAAAGUUGUCUGUAGGAACUCUGAUGACCUUUGACAAGACCCUUAGCUCUCUCCUGACUUGGCCUUUUAACCACCUGACCUUAGUUAAAUGUAUACGCGCACAAGUCCAGUAACCACCAGCUCUGAUGUUAUGGAACUGAUCUGAAACUGCCUCAGAUGUAUUAAUUUCCACAUAUGUAUUGUUUUGUAAACAGCUUGUGCAUGUUAGGAAUUUUCCUUCGCAUAUUAAAUUCAGUGUUUGAAUUUAAAUUCAUCAAAUCUCUUUUGUGUUUGAGUACUUUAAGACUAUAGAUGGCAGCUUUUAAAGAAAGGGUCCAGAGCCAAGAGCCACCCCUCUCAGGAAACAUUUAUACAUUUUUUGUCUUCAGAGUCUAUGAACCAAGAACCAAGGAUCAUUUGUCUUGUUACAUUCUCCCACACAGUUUUCCCAGGACUUUCUGUUUAGUUCUUUUUUUAUAGAUCUGACAUAUAAUCUUUAAUUUGUUUUGAUGUUGAAUGUAUGGCAGAUAGAUUUGUAUUGCCUAGUUUAAUAUUACUAUGAACUUAGUCUUCUGUGACCCCUUCUCUGGUCUUCUGUUUGGGUUCUGUGAGUGGGAAGACACAUGUUUUUUGUUUGAUUGUUUUGUUGCUGAGAUGAGAAGUGUAUUCCAGGACACGUAUUGCAGGACAGUGGGCUUGGUUUUUAUUGUGAGUGUUUGUAUUCGUUUCUUGUAUUGAGGCAAAUAUCUAGCUUCCAGUUCAAAUAAAGACGAAAUACCAUUGGGACACCCUAUACUAUACUGUA
This is a messenger RNA of Astyanax mexicanus (Mexican tetra), 5453 nucleotides long. RefSeq names its product C-terminal binding protein 2a (gene ctbp2a). Gene Ontology annotation, molecular function: transcription corepressor activity; oxidoreductase activity, acting on the CH-OH group of donors, NAD or NADP as acceptor; NAD binding. The transcript is spliced from 11 exons. Lineage: Eukaryota; Metazoa; Chordata; Actinopteri; Characiformes; Acestrorhamphidae. The record is from RefSeq and is a predicted model, not a curated record. The coding region runs from base 371 to 3877 and encodes 1168 amino acids.